Boeremia exigua is the source of this 1013-nucleotide messenger RNA. Its product is annotated as cytochrome c oxidase polypeptide IV mitochondrial precursor. Lineage: Eukaryota; Fungi; Ascomycota; Dothideomycetes; Pleosporales; Didymellaceae. Gene Ontology annotation, biological process: mitochondrial electron transport, cytochrome c to oxygen. The transcript is spliced from 6 exons. The record is from RefSeq and is a predicted model, not a curated record. Gene Ontology annotation, cellular component: mitochondrial envelope. Bases 53 to 664 code for a protein of 203 amino acids.
CACCAGCUCUCCGCCCACGCCCGCCUCUCCACUCCACCCAAUUGCCCGCGCCAUGUUUCUCCAGCGCUCAGCCAUUGCCGCCGUCCGGCGCGCGGCCCCCGCCGCCCUCGCCCGCCGCACCUUCACCACCACCUUUGUGCGCCGCGACGCGAACCCCGACUCCAAGGCGCCCGCCGCCGGCGCCAGCGCCCCCAGCAUCCUCGAGGGCCACAAGACGCUCGACCAGAUCAAGUCCAUGGACGACCUGCUCCCCGCCGGAGCCCAGCCCGGAACCAUCCCCACCGACGCCGAGCAGGCCACCGGUCUCGAGCGUCUCGAGAUCCUCGGUAAAAUGCAGGGCGUCGACAUCUUCGACAUGCGCCCCCUCGACGCCAGCCGUCUGGGCACGCCCGAGGACCCCAUUGUCGUCAACUCUGCCGGCAACGAGCAGUACGUCGGCUGCACCGGCUUCCCCGUCGACUCGCACGGCGUGCUGUGGAUCACCCUCACCCGCGAGGAGCCCCAGUCCCGCUGCAUGGAGUGCGGCUCGACCUACAAGAUGCACUACGUCGGCCCUGCCGAGGACCCGCACGCGCACGACCACGGCCACGACCACCACGAGAACCCCUACCCCCGACCAAAGAACAUGGCCGACUUCCUCAAGCCCGAGUACCACCACGUCUAAGCGUGGGCCCGCAGAGAUUUGGUCUUGUGUUUAUACGCCUGUAUCUAUACGGUCCAUGUAGCAUAGCUGGAAGAAGGAGCCGAUUAACUUUAGAUGUGGUUGUUGGGGUACAUGUGAUGACUUGCUGUGUGUGAGGCGAUGUGGUGUGUUUAGCGAUUGGAGAUUUGUGAGCUGUGUGGUCUGUGCUGAUUGUAGAUGAUGGUGGAUGUGGUAGAGGUGAGCAUGCCUGGGGGUUGGGUGUGAUGUGAGGUGAUUGGCCUAGUAUUCUGCGCUGCAGACUGUAUGUGUGCACGGGAGUUGUGUGCAGGAAGGUACACUUCAUGUCGCUCACUACAGGUCAUGCGCUGAU